AUGGAGCUGCUUGUGAUUGAUUGCGAGACAAGGGCGCUGAGGCGACUUCCGCUACGUGCUGAGUAUCUUACGCUAAGUUAUGUGUGGGGGGCGACCGCUCGACACGAUGUCGCCGCAGGUUCUCAUCCGGGAAAACUCGAAAAAGGAAUAAUUCCAUGGAACGUGCCGUCGACGAUCAACGACAGCAUUGUGGUGUGUCGAAAGCUGGGCUACAGAUACCUGUGGGUAGACAGGUACUGCAUACCACAAGACGACCCUGAAGAGCGGCGCAGGCAGAUACAGCGGAUGGAUGUCAUAUUCCAGAACUCAACGCUGACGAUUGUAGCUUGCGCAGGAAUAGAUCCCCAGUAUGGCCUUCCGGGAGUGUCCAAGUCGCGAGAGCAGUCCCCCAGCAUCUCCUUACAAGGCGCCGGCUAUCUGCAGAGGACGCCAAAGAUAGAAGAGAUCAAGAAAAGCGUCUGGGCAGGCCGGGGCUGGACCUAUCAGGAGACCAUAUUGUCGCAGAUGCGGCUGUACUUCACAGACCGACAACUCUACUUCGAGAGCGAGAACGCAGUGGAUUGUGAGUGGAUCACGCUGGCUGGCGCAAACACAAUACGCAUCCCUGGAUGGGAGUUCUCCAAAAAUAGACAAAUGGCAAAACCUGGGUACAUCUAUCUCGCCAUCUCGGAAUUUUCAGAACGCUCCCUGUCCUUCCAGAGCGACAGUUUGAAUGCAAUGUCGGGGAUCUUCGCAGCAUUCGAGCGCAAG
Molecule: messenger RNA, 750 nt
Organism: Boeremia exigua
Lineage: Eukaryota; Fungi; Ascomycota; Dothideomycetes; Pleosporales; Didymellaceae
Product: heterokaryon incompatibility protein-domain-containing protein
Exons: 1
Source: RefSeq, a predicted model, not a curated record